AUGACGUUCAAAGCUAUCUCACGCAAGCGCUGGGCGUUGCUUGCGAUGAAGUGCUUGGAUGAGGUCGAAGCCACGUUCAGACGCGUCCUGGCGCAUAUGGUGCAAGAUCAUUUUUGUGGAGUUGACCGAUUGGGGCACGCUGUUGGUGUGGUUCUGAUCGACUUGCUGGGCGUCCACGUUGCGAUUGCAAAGCAACAAGUCGAGGUUUUGCUCAAAUACGAGUCCAACCCUCCCUCAACACAGAACACCGCCGAGCUUGCCAAACUCCGCGGAGAAUAUCUGGCCCUCUACAAUCAUCAGAGUGGGAGGACGAAGGCCGGCAAAGGUUCUCCAGAUGCUUACGAGUCCAACGGGACAGCUCAAGGCAAUCCAGACGGACAGCCGUUCGACACAUGCGACGAUCUCACCUGCCCUGCGGUCCCUUCUGUUCCUAUGGCCGCUCAUGUGGUUGAACAUGAGUACGCCGAGGAGGUGAAGCUCAUGGCCGAUGUCAGGGCUUACUUGGACAUCUCUCGCAAGCGUUUCAUGGACUAUAUUCCUUGUGCAAUCGAUGAGCAUCUGCUCUUUCAGUACUCAUAUGCCGUACAUGGAGUACUCGUUGAGAACUUGGGCUUAGUUGGGGAGGGCACGAGCGCGCGAUGUGCGAGCUACCUCGGCGAGGGCGAUGGUCUUCAAGCGUCGUAA
Messenger RNA from Trametes versicolor FP-101664 SS1, 684 nucleotides. RefSeq lists its product as uncharacterized. The coding region runs from base 1 to 684 and encodes 227 amino acids. NCBI's taxonomy places the organism in Eukaryota, Fungi, Basidiomycota, Agaricomycetes, Polyporales, Polyporaceae. The record is from RefSeq and is a predicted model, not a curated record. The transcript has 5 exons.